AUGGACGCGAGCACGACCGCGCGCGUCCUGGUGAUCGUCGCGCUCAUCAUCGCGUUGAUCUACCUCGUCGGGCGGGCGAAGGUUCGGAGCAAUGUUCGACUGAAGCGGCUGUUCAACAGCCAGACGUUGGACACGCUGCGCAUCGGUGUCGCCGUUACAGCCGACGAGAUAAAGUACAACGAAGAGGUCCGAUCGAUCGUGAAAUUGGAGUGCGCCGACAACGCCGCCGCGGCCGACAACCACGUGGCUCUCGGUACGAUCGUAGCCCGAUACGCCGCCACGUGCGAUCGAUUCAUCGUAGAUCCGGCGGACAGACAGUUUCUGCGCAGCGAAGUGGUGGCCCGGUGCAUGCAGGCUCUCGUGCUACGCUCCAUGCAACUGAGCGGUUUCGCCGAUCUGGCGAUGUCGCUCGGCGCCGCGAGGAACAUACGCGCCGACAUCGAGCGAGCGCGUCGUCGCUUGGACGACGCGCGCGACACCGGCGACUCCGUGGACGCCGACGCCGAUCCGCGCGUGCACACCGACGGACUGUACGAGUAUAUACCGCACGAGAGUCUGAACGUCUCGCUGAGCGAUCUGUCGGGCUACGAGGAGCAGCACGCGCAGUUGCUGAACGCCUAUUUCGUGAUCAACGACGAGCCGGAGAGCGCUCUGUUGGCGGACGAGACGAUGGAGCGACGACCGAGCACGCGGGCCGGUGCGAGCGUGAUUCUGUACGGACCACCGGGCACCGUCAACCUGCUGUCGGCCUACCGCUCGGAGACCGAGAAGAACCUGCUCUCGCUGUACCGGAAGAUGCGCGCUCUCGUUCGCACCACCGGUCAUAACGUGGUGCAGCUGCUGGACGAGGUGGACGGACUGGUGAAGAAUCGCAGCGGUGCCGUGACCAGCGGCGAGUACAGUCUGCUCACGAGAUUUCUCACGAUUCUCGAACCGAACGACGGGACGGACAACUACGGCGUGUUCAGCUUCUUCACGAUCAACCGUCUAAGCAAUCUGGACGACGCGUUUUGUCGUCGGUGCGCCGCCGUGUUCAUGGAUUACGUGGGUACGCGGGAGGCCACGGUGCGAUUGUUCAACGCUUUCCUGCACCGAUCGAUCGACUACGCGACGUGA
Messenger RNA from Harpegnathos saltator (Jerdon's jumping ant), 1116 nucleotides. RefSeq lists its product as uncharacterized. Bases 1 to 1116 code for a protein of 371 amino acids. The record is from RefSeq and is a predicted model, not a curated record. The transcript is spliced from 3 exons. NCBI's taxonomy places the organism in Eukaryota, Metazoa, Arthropoda, Insecta, Hymenoptera, Formicidae.